AUGUGCCAAGGCUUGAGAGAAAUUUCCGCCAAGAGAAAGUCUCAUCCGUCCGUCACGAAAUCGCUCAUCGCGAGGCAUCAGCGGAUUAUAUCUCUAUCGAGUAACAUUGAUAAGUUCUUCUCGUUUGUCGCGAUGAUACAGUUCUUGUGGAACACCUUAGUGAUCUGCACCAUAGGAUUUAUGAUCGUGAUAUCUUUAGGCACGAACAUGGACGGCAAAUCCGGAAUAUUGAUACAAUCCAUCUUUCCAUAUAUCUUAGUAACGUUAGAAGCUUUCCUAUUCUGUUUCGCCGGCGAGUAUCUGAGACACAAGAGUAGAUCCAUCGGCGAUGCGGCGUACGAGACACUUUGGUACGAUUUUUCCAUUAAAGAAUGUCGAAUUUUGCUAUUGAUCAUCGUGAGAUCUCAGAAACGUUUGACGAUCACUGCUGGGAACGUCAUGGAUUUGACUCUGGAAGGCUUUACAAGU
This is a messenger RNA of Dinoponera quadriceps, 468 nucleotides long. Its product is annotated as odorant receptor 67a-like. The transcript is spliced from 3 exons. The record is from RefSeq and is a predicted model, not a curated record. The annotation marks the transcript as partial. Gene Ontology annotation, biological process: sensory perception of smell; detection of chemical stimulus involved in sensory perception of smell. Gene Ontology annotation, cellular component: plasma membrane. Gene Ontology annotation, molecular function: olfactory receptor activity; odorant binding. Lineage: Eukaryota; Metazoa; Arthropoda; Insecta; Hymenoptera; Formicidae.